AUGGGAUCCAACAGCGGUAGAGCCACUAAGCUUCCUCUGGUGCCUCUGGCCAAGGGCUCCGUUCUACUUCCCGGUGUCACCCUACGCAUCCCGGUCUCUAAUCGUCCCGAUCUCACCAACCUGUUGUCGUCUCUGGUGGACCGGCCUUCAAAGCGUGACGGCAAUUCGAUCACCUUCGGAUGUAUUCCCUUGAGCUCGCCAUUCCUCAGUCGCGAUGGACAACAACUCCUAGAGGGUGAGGAGUCGGAGGAUGAUAGAAAGGAGGAUUACGAUUCAAUCGACGCUGGCCAGGCACGCAAGGACGACCUCUUCCGUUAUGGUACGGUUGGUAAGGUGAUCGGGGUUCAGCGCCGGGCUUAUGCCGAGCCAUACCUGCUCGUCCAAGGCUCCCAGCGAUUCACCAUUAAGAAGGUCUUGAAGGAUCGUCCAUUCUUCGAGGCGGAGGUGUAUCUCCAUGACGAGAGCACUUCAUCUAUUCACGGCGAUCCCGAGGCCGCUGAAUUGUUCCAACAAUUGCGACAGCUCUCUCGUGAGCUUCUUACCCUCCUGCGUCUAUCCUCACUACUCUCUGCCGCCUCCACUCGCUUGUCGCCACUCGUGGCACGGAAGUUUGAACUUUAUAUCUCCAAGUCGGAAUUAGGCCAGGCAGGAAAGCUCGCCGACUUUAUGGCCGACGUAUCCGAUGCAAGCUUCGAAGAGAAGUUGCGGAUAUUGGCCUCAUUUGAUGUGAAGUUGCGAUUGGAGCGCGUGGUGGAGAUACUGACUCGCCAAGCUCAGCAUAUUAAGAGCAGCGUGAAGAUCGAUCCACGAGAGCGCGAGAUUUUGGCAAGACGUGCGAUGCAGGGAUUGUCAGGUCUCACGCCGCCUGGACCGGCUGGCGGCCGUGGUAACGAUAAUGAAGAGAAGGAACCGAAUGAGAUUGAUGAGUUGGCUCAAAAGCUCAAGGAUGCACAGCUCAGCCCAGAAGCUCAGAAGGUUGCGGACAAAGAACUUAAGCGUCUGCGCAAGAUGAACCCGGCCAACGCCGAAUAUGGUGUUUGUCGGACAUACUUGGAGAACCUGGCUGAGAUCCCAUGGGCCAAGGUCACUGAAGACCAGCUCGGCCCUGAUACACUUCAAAGGGCUCGUAAGCAGCUCGAUGAAGAUCACUACGGCUUGGAGCGGAUUAAGAAGAGACUGUUGGAGUACCUGGCUGUGCUUCGGUUGAAGCAGAACACCAACCAGGAUGUGGAGCGGCAGAUCACUGGCCUCACGAAGGAUCUGGAUGCGGCCUCCCACGGAGACCUAGAGAACGAUGUUCCUUUGAUCUCGGAGGCUGAUCGGGUUGCGCUUGAAGCUCGCCUGGAGAUCUUGAAGUCUAAGCGUACGACGGACAAGUCUCCCAUUCUGCUCCUCGUCGGUCCCCCUGGAACUGGCAAGACUAGCUUGGCUAGGUCUGUUGCUGCGUCACUUGGCCGCAAGUUCCACCGGAUUUCUCUUGGUGGUGUUCGUGACGAAGCAGAGAUUCGCGGUCACCGGCGGACUUAUGUCGCCGCCAUGCCCGGUCUCAUUGUCAAUGGCCUGAAGAAGGUUGGUGUCGCCAAUCCGGUGUUCUUGCUCGACGAGAUCGACAAGAUUGGUGGUGCCAACUUCCAGGGCGAUCCUUCUGCAGCCAUGCUGGAGGUCUUGGACCCGGAACAGAACCACACCUUUACCGAUCAUUACAUCAAUAUUCCCAUCGAUUUGAGCAAGGUUCUCUUCCUCGCCACUGCCAACUCCUUGGAUACCAUUCCGGCACCUCUGCUCGACCGUAUGGAGACCAUCUCACUCUCGGGGUACACUACUGUCGAGAAGCGGCACAUCGCUAAGCGCCACCUGAUUCCCAAGCAGGUCCGCGCCAACGGGUUGGCCGAUAGUCAGAUCAACCUGUCCGAUGAGGUCAUUGACAAGACCAUCACAUCGUACACUCGUGAAUCGGGUGUGCGUAACCUGGAGCGUGAGCUUGGCUCGAUCUGCCGUUACAAGGCUGUUCAGUUCGCCGAUGCCGGCGACACUGAUCGCCUGGAGGAGUAUAACCCGACCGUAACCUUGGAGGAUCUGGAGGAAAUUUUAGGCAUCGAGCGCUUCGAGGAGGAGAUUGCCGAGAAGCACGGCCGUCCUGGUGUGGUCACCGGCCUCGUUGCCUACUCUAGCGGUGGCCAGGGCAGCAUCCUCUUCAUUGAAGUGGCUGACAUGCCUGGUAACGGACGCGUCCAGCUCACCGGCAAGCUCGGUGAUGUCCUCAAGGAGUCCGUCGAGGUGGCUCUCACCUGGGUGAAGGCCCAUUCGUUCGAGUUGGGCCUUACUCACGACCCCAACGAGGAUAUCAUGAAGAGCCGUAGCCUGCACGUCCACUGCCCGUCUGGUGCCAUCCCCAAGGAUGGUCCUUCGGCCGGUAUUGCUCACACCGUUGCGCUCAUCUCUUUGUUCACCAACAAGGCUGUGCCUCCGCAGAUUGCCAUGACUGGCGAGAUCUCACUGCGGGGUCGUGUGAUGCCUGUUGGUGGUAUCAAGGAGAAGCUCAUCGGUGCUCUGCGUGCAGGCGUGAAGACUGUGUUGCUGCCCUACCCUAACCGGAAGGAUGUCAAGGAUGUCCCUCGGGAGGUGAGCGAGGGCCUGGAGAUUAUUUAUGUCCAACACAUCUGGGAAGCUCUUCGCCACAUCUGGCCUGAUGCGCACUGGCCUGGCCAGCACCAGAUGAACUUUGUUGAGAGUCGCUUGUAG
Molecule: messenger RNA, 2742 nt
Organism: Penicillium cataractarum
Lineage: Eukaryota; Fungi; Ascomycota; Eurotiomycetes; Eurotiales; Aspergillaceae
Product: putative LON domain serine protease
Exons: 4
Coding region: 1-2742 (913 amino acids)
Biological process (GO): protein targeting to peroxisome; protein processing; protein catabolic process
Cellular component (GO): peroxisomal matrix
Molecular function (GO): serine-type endopeptidase activity; ATP-dependent peptidase activity; ATP binding
Source: RefSeq, a predicted model, not a curated record